GCAAGCCCGCUGCCACGGAGAGAGGAUGGCCAGCAGGAAGGCGGGGACCCGGGGCAAGGCUGCGGCCACCAAGCAGGCCCAACGAGGCUCUUCCAAUGUGUUCUCCAUGUUUGAGCAAGCCCAGAUCCAGGAGUUUAAGGAAGCCUUCAGCUGCAUCGACCAGAACCGUGAUGGCAUCAUCUGCAAGUCAGACCUUCGGGAGACAUACUCCCAGCUGGGGAAGGUGAGCGUUCCGGAAGAGGAGCUGGACGCCAUGCUGCAGGAGGGGAAGGGCCCCAUCAACUUCACCGUCUUCCUCACGCUCUUCGGGGAGAAGCUGAACGGGACGGACCCCGAGGAAGCCAUCCUGAGCGCCUUCCGCAUGUUCGACCCCAAUGGCAAGGGUGUGGUGAACAAGGAUGAGUUCAAGCAGCUUCUCCUGACCCAGGCAGACAAGUUCUCUCUGGCUGAGGUGGAGCAGAUGUUCGCCCUGACACCCAUGGACCUGGCGGGGGACAUUGACUACAAGUCUCUGUGCUACAUCAUCACCCACGGGGACGAGAAGGAGGAGUGAGCUCGGUGCAGCUGCGACUUGG
Neogale vison (American mink) is the source of this 575-nucleotide messenger RNA. It is a transcript of the gene MYL7, whose product is annotated as myosin light chain 7. NCBI's taxonomy places the organism in Eukaryota, Metazoa, Chordata, Mammalia, Carnivora, Mustelidae. Gene Ontology annotation, cellular component: myofibril; cytoplasm. The transcript has 7 exons. Gene Ontology annotation, biological process: cardiac muscle tissue development; heart contraction. Bases 26 to 553 code for a protein of 175 amino acids. The record is from RefSeq and is a predicted model, not a curated record. Gene Ontology annotation, molecular function: calcium ion binding.